AUGAGUUCCAGUGAUGAAGACGAGAAGUAUCUGUAUGGCUCCGAAGAUGAAGGUGCUGCGGCAUCGACAGCAAGCACGAACGACAAAAAACGGCCAGCAGAAGAUGAAGCAGGACAAGCAGCGACCCAACGUACCAAGACUGCUGAAUCGAGCAGUAGCAAUGAAGACGAAGACGACGACGAGUCCAGCGAAGGUGAGGACUCCGAAGAUGAGUCUGAUGUAGAGUUCAUCAUCGGGGUCGGGACAGAUAGCUCAAAACUGGACUCCAAGAAACCUGCAAGCUCCACAGCAAAUGGGGUCCCUAAGACAGUCUCAGUGACUGCCCCAACUCUGGAAGUGGCUCCGGCGAUCGGCAAACCGGUGGAUGAGGACGUUGCCCAAGAAGAGCCGAUGGUGGACGGAACAUCACAGGCCCAACCGGGUACAGAAAGGGUUCCCAUACUCGAUUUAAACGCACCCGGUAAACUUGGAGAUCAACUGGUAACUGAUAUCGAUCCUGAAGUGCUGAAGGAAAAGCCAUGGCGGCAGCCGGGUGCGAAUCUCAGUGAUUAUUUCAACUAUGGCUUCAACGAGCAAACCUGGAUGGAGUAUCUUCACAAACAAGAAAAACUGCGGGCUGAAUACAAUCCUCACAAAAUGCUUAUGGGCCUGCUGGCUCUUCAGCAGCAGGGAAAACUUAAUGACUCGGGAUCGGACGGUAAAGGUCAGGAUACUGGUAUGCAAGCUAUGCAAUCCAACAUGGCAGCACCUGGGUUCCCCAUGGGCAUGCCAUCUAUGUUUGGAGGAUUCCCAUUCCCGUUCCCCGGAAUGAUGAAUAACAUGAACCAGCAACAAAAAAAAUGA
Messenger RNA from Lachancea lanzarotensis, 843 nucleotides. RefSeq names its product LALA0S12e01882g1_1 (gene FIP1). Gene Ontology annotation, cellular component: mRNA cleavage and polyadenylation specificity factor complex. NCBI's taxonomy places the organism in Eukaryota, Fungi, Ascomycota, Saccharomycetes, Saccharomycetales, Saccharomycetaceae. Gene Ontology annotation, molecular function: RNA binding. The coding region runs from base 1 to 843 and encodes 280 amino acids. The transcript has a single exon. The record is from RefSeq and is a predicted model, not a curated record.